This is a messenger RNA of Platichthys flesus (European flounder), 3747 nucleotides long. RefSeq names its product ankyrin repeat and kinase domain containing 1 (gene ankk1). The transcript is spliced from 9 exons. Gene Ontology annotation, molecular function: ATP binding; protein kinase activity; protein binding. The record is from RefSeq and is a predicted model, not a curated record. Lineage: Eukaryota; Metazoa; Chordata; Actinopteri; Pleuronectiformes; Pleuronectidae. Gene Ontology annotation, cellular component: cytoplasm. Gene Ontology annotation, biological process: regulation of cell cycle process; protein phosphorylation. Bases 155 to 2422 code for a protein of 755 amino acids.
GUAUCUACGUUCUGCUACUUCCUCUGUCCCAGCGUGACACCUAAGCUCCUGCGGUGCCUUCUGAUCGAUGCUGAUCUGCAGGAUCAACCCGGUUUAUGUGUAGGAUUAAAGACGUGUGCUGCGGGGGGUUUUGUCAGAGACGCCCUCUGAACUCAUGGAUUGUUUUGACGGAUCUUCGGGCCAAUUCAGGGACUUCACGAAGGGCGACUUUGAGGCUGACUGGAUUAAAGUGGCAGAAUGCAGAUUUGGUCAGGUGCACCAGGUCAAGCUCAAACUCUGGCGGGAAAAAUGUGCCCUGAAAAACUUUGACACAACCAUGUGCCCAAACAACUUUUACAGAAGAAUAAUGGACGAGGCGUCCAACAUCGUCAAAGUGAAAUUCAAAUAUAUCAUGUCCAUCUACGGACUGUGUAGUGAAGCGACAGCUGUGGUGAUGGAGUACAUGAGCAAUGGAUCACUUAACAAUCUCCUAGCCAGUCACACGUUGAUGUGGCCAAAGAAGUUCCAGAUGAUUCAUGAGGUCUCCAUGGGCAUGAAUUUCCUCCACAGCAUGAAACCUCCGCUACUUCAUCUUAACCUCAAGACGUCAAACGUCCUACUAGACGAUCAUCUCCAUGUCAAGAUUUCGGACUUUGGCCUGAUCCACUGGGAAGGGGGAAUGAGCAAGAAGUUGUUCAUGGAGCAUCUCACAGCAAGAGGGAACAUUAGUUACAUUCCACCGGAGACCUUCACUCAGUGCCCCGAUCCACCAGGAACUACGUUUGAUGUUUACAGCUUUGGAAUUGUGAUGUGGGAGAUUCUGACACAGCAGAAACCGUACGCUGGGUGCAGCGUGACCACAGUGCUCCUGCAGGUAUCACAAGGGAGGAGACCCUGUACGGAGAUGAUACCUGAGGAGAAGCCCCGCGAGUGUGACCCCAUGAUCAGCCUCAUGCAGAAGUGUUGGGACCAGGAUAGCAGGAAGAGGCCGCUGUUCUCAGACAUCGUGAUAAAGACGGAGGCUCUGAGUGAAGUCCUGAAGAUCCCAAGACCAAUCCACUGUCACAGAAACGGCGACAAGGAACAAACGUCUGAUUAUUCUUGGCUGGUUCCCCCGAUACAUAAGAUGACUUUGCCUAAGAUGCCUGACAUUUCCUCAGAUGACCAACAUGCCCCGUCCGGCAUUCUCUCGCUUUUGUCCAAAAAGGACUUUCGUAGUUUCAGACAGUCUGUGAAGAGGGAGCAUGUGUGCACUCUGUUUUCAGGGGAAAAGAGCCUCCUCCACUACACGGUAGUCAGUGGAGAUGCCUCGAGUGUUGAACACGUCCUAAGACUGAAUGCUGAAGUCAACUGUACAACUGCCAGAGGUUACACGCCGCUUAUUAUUGCUGUCCUGUACAGGCUUCAUGACAUCAUGUCUCUAUUGCUGGAUCAUGGGGCAUCAGCCACCCAGGGAGAUGAGGACCAGUGGACAGCUCUACAUUUUGCUGCUCAGAACGGUGAUGACAGAGCUGUACGUCUCCUUUUGGACAAAGGUGCUGUGGCGGAUGCCCAGGAGAAAACCGGCUGGAUGCCCCUCCAUCUGGCCUGCCAGAAUGGCCACGAGGCAGUGGCGCGCCUGCUGCUUUCACGGCUGUCGGAGGAAGCAGUCGGACAAAAGGAGGAAAAACGAGGGAAGACGGGGCUACACCUAGCCUCCGCCUACGGAUAUCUGAAUAUUGCCAAGCUCCUCCUCACGAAGGGAGCAGAUCCCAAUGUUAUAGAUGCCACUGAUUCCACUGCUCUUCACCUGUCGGCUGGGGAAGGCCAUAAUAGAGUGGUAAGACUGCUGUUGAAUGGUGGGGCGAGUACUGACAGUAGGGACAGCAAGGGGUACACUGCACUUCACCUGGCUGCUCUGAAGGGUCACACAGGCAUAUGCAGGCAGCUGUUGUCAAACGGAGCCAGCCCAGACUCCAGGACCCUCCAAGGCUGGACUCCUAUUCACCUGGCUGCCCUUAGAGGUCAUGAAGCUACCAUGGUCCAGCUGGAGAGCCAGGGUGGUUGUGUGAAUGUUAAAGGUGGGAACGGAUGGACUCCACUCCACCUCGCUUGCCACCAGGGCCAGUCGGAAGUGGUGACAAAGCUUUUGGCGGCCAAAGCAGAGCCAAAUGUGACGGAGGACCGUGAAGGAUGGACACCACUACAUGCAGCCUGCACCAGUGUUAGUUUCCCAUGUGUACUCCACUUGAUAACACAUCAUGCAGAUGUCAAUGCUGUAAGCAAAGGAAAGACGACACCUUUACACCUGGCUGCCCAGCAUGGCUGUGUGCCGAUCGUAAAGGCUCUACUGCUGAACGGGGCAGACAGGACACUGCUGGAUUCUUCUGGGAACACAGCUCAGGAUGUGGCUCAGAAAUGUGAAAAGGGGGAAAUAGUGCAGCUUCUGGAAAAUGGAUGUUAACCAUGACUCUAGUUCCUGGUGAAGCCGUUCGAAUGGAAGGAUUACGGAACAACGAAAACAUGAAUGACACAGCAGGAAUCUUAUCCUUAUUUUGAGAGGGGAUUUGACUAAGCUGCUUAGAGCAAGAUUGUGAAAACAUUUUUUUAUGUCUUAUCUUAAAAAAAAGAUAAUACAUUAUAACACAAACACACAAAAGUAUUUAAAGCAUUUUAUCUGUCUCUUUCUCACAAUUGCAUUUGUCAUUAAGCUCCCUGAAUGUUUUUAUAUUUUCAAAUCAUUGUAGAACCGAAUCUUGACAUAUAUUUUCUAUUGUUAUUUUUAUUUUGAAAAUGAAACUUUCACAAAUCAGGCAUUUCUAUAUUUAUAAUACUGUUACAGUCUGUUAAUUACAACUAAAUGGCCGAGAAGUCACACAAAAGAGCAAUAGCAGAAGUUAAAAAAAUGAAGAGCCACAACACAACAGCAAAUUUGACACACAACAACCAAAGCCACAUCAGAACUACAUUAGAAACACAACCACAACUCAAUGAGCGACAACAGAUGUUGACGAUGAAAUGAGCAGAGACACUUACCGCAGUGAAGGGAGCCGUCGCAAGCAAAUUGAGUCUUAAAAUGUAAUGCUUGUCUAUUUGAAGUGUUACCAUACAGGUGCUUGGAGCAUCCAACAAAGAAGAGAAAAAAUAAGUUGUAGUCGUGUUGUGGCUUUUGCCGUCAAUUCACUUGUGUAAGGCUCUUCAGGGUGAGUCAACACAUGGGGUCAGAACCAGGUGAAGUCGACUAUAAUGACAAAGCCAUAUUGAUUCUCCUCUUUGAAUCACCUUGAGUAAUGAGUCCUCCCACUCCUGAAGAGAAUGCUGCGCCCACAUCUUGAUGAAAAUAAGAAUAUGAAAUCGCUGCUGUUAUAAUGAAAUAGAGAGAUGUAUUUGAUUUAAACUGUCAAACCUUGUGAAUGUAUAACGUGUCUAAUAAUAAGAUGAGAGAGCUGUUGGACCGCUGUAACUGACAACACUGUAGUAACCAGGAUCUAUUGGACAUUCCCAAACUAUUAAACUGCAUAUACAGCGGGGCUCCACUCGUGGGAAAGAGCCUUUAUGACAAGGCAAAAUAACUCUAACGAUCAGUCAUCGCCCGCAGACUGAUGGAGGCCCUCUCCAGCUUGAGCCACGCUCAUUUACAACAGUGACACCUUAUUAAAGUGAAAUGGAAUGCAGGGAUUUAGGAGGUGUAUUGAUCUUCAUGUUCACAGGGGGCUCCCUGAAGCCACAAGAGACUGAUUCUGAUGGAGCUCUGGUGGGAGCUGAAUUAUUAAAUUAUAACGAGUUGGA